Messenger RNA from Phanerochaete carnosa HHB-10118-sp, 2805 nucleotides. RefSeq lists its product as uncharacterized. The record is from RefSeq and is a predicted model, not a curated record. The transcript has 4 exons. Lineage: Eukaryota; Fungi; Basidiomycota; Agaricomycetes; Polyporales; Phanerochaetaceae. Bases 135 to 2300 code for a protein of 721 amino acids.
CGCUCCCUCCACGGCUCGGAUUUUUCGAGUAAUUCCAGUCGCGAACGCGUUGGGCACUUACAUUUGCCGCCAAAGACGCGUCCAGCGUGUAGACACUCUUCAAAACAGCGAACACUCGGCUCGAAGAUAAAAUCAUGGCCCGAGCAACUCGCUCUACAGCAAACCAGGAAAAGGAGAAGCCAGCUGAAACCCCCCAAUCUGGUCGCAAGUCCGCAAACAAGAAGCGGAAACGUUCCUCUGCUGCAAACGAGUCCGACCUUCCUGCAGCAAAGGCUGUGCGGACGGAUGAGGACAUUAAGGAAGAAGACACGCAGGAUGGCCAGGAACUGCAAACAGAGGAGGUAGUAGAGCUUGAGUUGCCCAGUAGUGGGGACGUCCCCAUCCAAGAUGAAGAUGCGGAGAAGAUUUUAGAGGUCCUCGAAAUUGUGGACACGCAAGGAUUGCUGGACCGAAUAUUCCCAUUGCCAACUGAGCACAGCUCAGGCUCAGGUGCAGGCUCCUCAGCUGGUACCCAGUCUUACUCGUUUCGUGCUUUGCUCAAAUCACCUCGCAAGUUUCCGUUGAAGAUCUUACGUACUGCGGUGCAUCACCUCUUCCCUAUAUCCUCGCAUCCCCGAUCUCGACCUUCUGCACCUGCCGCUGAGCAGCUGAAAUUCUGCAACCUCGCUCUGUCGCUUCUCAGCCAGGCAUCCCACCACUCUGCUCCUGUUCCCCUCAACGCCGAGAGCCUUUUGACCGGCCACUCGGGAAAGGACGACGGUCAUGACGACGAAUCAAAGUCCCAAGGUCGGUGGAAGUAUGCCCUUGUUCAGCGACUUCCCACUGGCGACUGGUGGUCUUCUGCUAACUCCCCCUACCCCUCUCUUUCCCUUGAGGGCAAGGACAUCAAGAGUCUAGGCACGGGCUAUGCCGAACUUGUUUCCAUCUUCCCGUCUGCGCCAGUGGCAGAGGGUCACCAGCCAACGUUAGGUAGUUAUAUAAAGAAGCGGCCUCCAGUACACGACGCCGUGCAAGAGCCAAGACGACUGUCUUGUGGAAAGUUCCUCGAUUAUGGGCCUAACACAAGUUUUGCUCCAAGUUUUGACGGAGAAGGUGUCGAGGUCGGACAGUCUACUCUUAGUGAGGUUGUAUACUUCCGACAGCGAGACAAGGACCAGAUUCGCAUGCAGCGUAAGCAGCUCAAACAGCGGCAAGACGCUACGAUGGAAGACAUAUCCGAGGUUGUCGAGGUCGAGAAGCCGUUAGAAGACAAGCCGGCGAAUCCCGACUCGUCGCUGGAAGGCCUUCUUUCGUCUGAAGAGGUGGUGUCAAUCAAGCAAGCACUAGGUUCCUUGGAACUUGAGAAAGCUAUCGAGGAAUUACUCCAGCGCAACGCUCGUGCUCUUGUCAGGCUGGAGCUGCUGCAAGCGGAACGUCUGCUCAACGAGGGCGGGUCGAAGCCGGUUGAGAUUGGCUCAGAGGAAUGGAAUGCAGCCCAGGGUAUCCUAGAUUCUCUGACUAUGCUUGCUUCCCUCCGACCAAGGCCAUCUUCCGGUGCCAAAUACGCUCCUCUCGUCCCGACUGUUUCUGUACUGCGAAGCCUACAUCGUACGUUGCCCAUAGGGACAUCGAAGGGCUGGUUUGGUAGUUUGCCGGAGGGUCGCACAGUCGCGCUUCGAGACGACACUACUUUGCGCGUUCGUUCAGGAGCAACAGCUCCUACUCCUGCGCCCGCUCCACCAACACCCGCGCCCGCCACUCCAGCCACCCAGAAGACCACUGCUGCGCCGUACAAUUUCGCCUACCCAGCCUAUGCUGCCGCUGGCUCACAAUACCGAGGUGGCUACGGGAGCUACCCACCGGCCCAAAAUAACUAUUACCCGAAUUACCAAGCUGGGACGCCUGUUUCCGCAACGACGCACUAUCCCAACCAGCAGUUCCCAGCCACAGGCACGCAGGCAUAUCCGUACUCAUCGUGGUACAACUACCAACCGCCCCAAGGCAGCACGACACCAUCUGGGCAGGCGACCCCUGCUACACCGACCGCAACCGUCCCCUCAUCGUAUGCGAGCUUCUUCGCAAACACGCAGCAGCCUCAACCUCAGCGUGCAGUUGCUAAUACAGUGCUCACGGGAAAACCGUACCAGGCAAGCGGAUGGUCUACUGGUUCUGGAACCGCGUAUGUCGCGCCUCUUCCGUCCCAUCUGCGCACCGCAAUUCCUGCGGCAAGUUCACCAGGGACGCCGCAGCCGGCUUCCGCGACGAGUACAUAUUCUGGGUAUUACGCGGGAUACCAGCCCUCUCAGCCAGCUGCACGUUGAGCAAACCUGUCUGAUACGAGAUUGUCCAGUACACUUCCUAUCAUAGUAAUAUGUUGAUACUAGCCGUGUAUAAUGGCAUUUUGUGUUUGAAAUGUCGUUUAGAGUAGAUGUUGGUACCGAAGCUACUAGUGCUACUUGCGCUUCCAGUGUUGCACCCAUCUCGGACCUAGAAAGUAGGCAAGGUUUAUACCGUAUGUCGUUAAAACGCAAUGAAACAUCGAGUUUACAUCUAGCGUCAUCACAACUAGAUGAAAUGUUCUAUGACGAAUGCCAGAAGAACUAUCGAGUUUUGAGGUGCAGCAGUUAUUAUACGCGCGCUUAUGCGAGCUGGAAGUGCUGGCAGGUUGAUUAUGAGCUGUGCUUCGCCUUCUCUUGCUCCCAGCGUGCCUUCAUGAUCGCGAGGCCUUGAUUGCGCGACUGCAUCAUUGGUGGAAGCAUUUGUAGGCGAGCAGCCUCCCAGUGUGCGGGCGCAUCAUUACGGAUGACCUAUGAAGGAUCCAGAUCA